Pocillopora meandrina is the source of this 20417-nucleotide messenger RNA. The record is from the annotation of a GenBank genome assembly. Lineage: Eukaryota; Metazoa; Cnidaria; Anthozoa; Scleractinia; Pocilloporidae.
AUGUCAAAUAGGAAGCGAAAGCAGAGGCCACCUGAGAGGUUCAGUGAAGACAAGCGAGCAGAAUUGACCUGGAACAUGCUUGAUUUCCAUUUGCCGGCUUCAGGCUCCACUUACCAGACCACGAUGAAUUUUAUUGAUUCCUCUUCAGUCAAUGAUGAAACUAACACUCCAACAGCUUCGAGUCCUCGGAAGAAGAAGAGACAAAAGGCAUUUGAUCGUAACAGAAGCAUCGAGCUCAAUCUGGAAAACUCUUACCCGCAAACCUGUGUAUGUCAGUUAGGUUUGUUUAACAUCAAUUUGUGCACGAGUGAAACGCAACGUGAUGAAUUGAAAUCACAGAAUGGAACUGGUAUCUCUGAUGACUUGUGGACUGUGGAUUGUUAUCACUGCGUCGUGAUAAAACUUUCCUUUGAGCCACAGCAUUCAAUAACAGAUGACAAGAACUUGUUUGAGUUAAAUAAUGGCUGCUUGAGACAUGCCUCUUUUAAAGCAACAGUUCCUUCCGUUUCCACACAUCAACUCGAAGCAUUAGUUUACCUGCAAAACAAAGGUGUGAUUUCCCUAGUGCUGAAACCAGAGCAACAUAUUUUAAAAGAAAGCUGGGAAGUUGUUGUGUGUUUGAAGGAGAAUGGCUUAACCGAGAUGUCUUCUGCAUGCGCUGAUGUCAAAAAUAGGAAAAUAGACCAGUUAAUGAAAGUGUUAAUAGAAUGGUUUUAUAACAUAUCUGCAAGAGGCGAUGACUCUAUUUUGCUGGACUGCAAUAAUGCAGGAGUAGACAAAGGUUUUGAUGAACUUUACAAUGCUAUCAAGGCAGUUCGCGAAAGCAAUUGCUCGUCCACGUCUCUACCAAGGUCUUCUCUCUCAAAUACACCCCUUUGCCAUGUACUUGAUAUAGACAAAGAUAACAGUUGUACCUGUAAUGCAGAAAUCAACAGAUGUAAUGGAGCAAAUGAUUUUGAUGCACAGCAUCCUCAUCUCAGACCUGUGCUAAGAGGUUAUCAAAGAAGGGCUGUUGAAUGGAUGUUACAGAGAGAACUUGCUCAUCAAGUGACAUCUGGAUGUCAAAGGAAAGAAAUUGAUGGUAAGUAGAAUAUUACCUUAGCCCUUCCAAUCCCAAGAUCUAAUUCUCCUUACUGUCUACCAUACAAUUCAUAUGAUGUUAGUUUAGAGAAUUUUGUAUUGGAUCAACUAAUCCCAUAAUUAAUAUUUUUCCUUAUUCUCAUCACCUACUUGCUUGAUAUUGUAUUGAUAUGGUAAGGAGAAAUUCUGUCUUGGUCACUUGUGGGAGUGAAAGGUUUAAGGAGUCUUUGUUUUGCUAAAUACAUGUUUAUUACUCAGAACUAUGGAAUUCUUUGGUCACUUUUGGUGCUAGUUGGUAUGAAAUUAAUAAGUGACAGAGCAAGUCUGUACCAGAGCUAAGUGGCCCAUCCAGCCAGUGCUUUUUCUGGUUUUUAACCCUUUAACUCCCAGUUCAAAAGGUUAUCCCUCCCAGCAUUUCAUUCCCUGACAGUUUACCAGUUUCCAUUUAUACUCCUGGGUGGAGAGAGAGACACACUGACCCAGCCAGGUCCUUAAGCUGGACCUCUCAACCUGGUGUCCUGCGCACUGAUCACUCAGUCACCACAUCUCCCACAAAAUGUGAUACACUUUAGAGUUAAAAAGUAAAAAAAAAAAAAUCAUGAAUUUGUUUCUUUUUCAUAUACUUGCAGCUCAUAGUCUUCACCCAUUAUGGCAGAAAAUUCACAGUUUGGAUGGAAAGAUGAUUUACUACAGUCCUUAUACUGGAAGGUACAUGAAUGGCAGUUAUGAUAAAUGAACAUAAAGUGGGCUAUGUGACCCAUUUUUUUCACCCCAAUACCUUAAACUUAUCAUCUGUAAGCUAGAAAGCAAAUGGGAAAGAAAGGGGAGGGGAGGGUGAGAAGGUUGGACAUCAUAGAGUUAUAUGUCAUGUCCCCCUUCCCCCUGAGCAGAAAGCUGAUGAGAGGGAGAGGGGAGGGGAGAGUGAGAAGGUUGCACAUCAUAGUGAACCAUAUGUAAGGCCCCCUCCCCUCUUCCCCCUCCCCCCCUAAGAUCAAUACCCUUACCCUUCUUUAUUUACUAUCUCUGCCCUCCCCCCUCCUUCUUAGGCCAGAGAAUGUUUCUGUACACAACAUGAUGUUCUAGGCUGGCAAUGAACACACUGUGUAUUUUAAAAUCAUUUUGUUUAAGCAUCAAAGAGCUGCACUUUCUACAGUUUAACCCUUUCACUCGAAAACCUGGAUGAAAAUUCUCCUCACUGUCUGCUAUACAUUUCAUAAAAAGUUUGUUCUGAGAAUUUGUUGUUGGAUCAAAUGAUAAUCUUGUAGUUAUUUUUUCUUUUCUUGCUAUUCUCUUGAUAUUGUAUUGCAUUUGUAAGGAGAAACUAUGUCUUGGUCACUCGUUGGAGUCAAAGGUUUAAUAAAUGAUUUGUGGAUGUUUCAUCCUGAGCAAUUUCUUUAUAUCAAUUAAUUUAGAAUUACAAAAGAAAGAUUCUGCCAGCCAUUCCUGCCUCCUGGAGGAAUUUUAGCUGAUGAAAUGGGUCUUGGAAAGACUGUGGAGGUGAUUGCAUGUAUUUUGUGUCAUUCAAAGCCUUUAUCAGAGGUCAAGUCAAUUGAUUACACAUUAACAGCUUCUGAACCACACACAGACACAUCGAGUACAUGUAACAGCAUGAUACCAGAAGGCUCUAAAUCAAAACUUGCGGAGUGUGAAAAUAAUGACUGUGAUGAAGCUGUUACAGGCCAUAGCUCAAACAAGGAGCCAACUUUGUGUGAGAAUUCACCACCUUUAUGCAGUGGUGAUAUUGCCAGAGAAAUGAAGGGAACCACAGAAAAAGGUGACAGUUCAAGUUAUGACUCAGGUCACAGCACAACAUCAUCUAAUGAAGAUUCAAAUGAGCUUGCUCUUGGUACAGAUGGACAAAUAAUGGCUAAGACAAAUUCAGAUAUUUAUACAUCAGAUGCAGAAAGUGCCACACAGUUUAUGAAAUGCCAGUGUAUCUGUGGUGUAAAUUUGGCCAGUGUUGAUGACAAAUUGCUGCAGUGUUGUGAAUGCCAAGCAGUGUUUCAUGCUACAUGCCUUGGUUAUGAUUAUCCUGGUGGCUUUUUAUGCCCUCAUUGUUCCGUAAGUAGACCAGCCACUCCAUCCAGAGCAACACUGAUCAUUUCUCCUGCUCCAAUUGCCCAACAAUGGGUGGAGGAAAUCUCCAAGCAUACACAACCAUCCACAGUUAAAUUGCUGGUAAGAAAGUGUGCAGUCUUUUUUGGGAUGGUUUUCUUACUUUUUUUUUUUUUCACCCUUUGACUCCCAAGAACAACUUCUAUGUGGUAAGUUUGAGUAUUAAUUCUCAUUACCUGUUUGCUGGAUAAUGUAUGGAUCUUAUCAGGAGAAGUUACAUGAUAAUCAUUUCUUGAAGUUAAAGGGUUGAAAUUCAUUGAGGUAUCUGAUGAGUCUCUCAACCAAGACAAAAUGUUCAUGAACAGUGGGCCUUAUUCUCACUACUGAUUAAAUAGUGUUCAUUACUGCAAAGAUCGCUUUCAUGUCUCAAACCACGGUUCACAAGUAUGAUUUUCAUGUUUUCACUGUUAUAGAUUCAUCACUUCACAAAUUUAUUACAAACCAACAUAAUGACCAGCUCCCAGUUGGCUUGUUAGCUCAGUUGGUAGAGUAAUGCAUCUGUAUCGCAGAGGUCAUGGGUUCAAAUCCUGUACAGGCCUGAAUUUUUUAAGUAGUGUUCAUAACUGCAAAGCUCACUUUCAUAUUCAUGAAAUGUUUAGUUAUACCAGCUCAGGCACAAACUAUAUUUCACAGGUCUUUCUUAACUUAGCAGUCAUGACAUAUGAUAAGGAGUAGGAAAAGGUAUCAACUGUGUUUCUGGACAUGGGGGUCUUUUUUAGGGCUGUGUUAGUGGUCUAGACUAACCAUUUUUUUUGGCACUAGGCCAUAUUUCUACACACAGGUCUUUUCUCCUCUCCCCCACUCCCCAACCCCAACCCCAACCCUUACCCUAACUGCCCCCCGCCUCUUUCCACUGCGGCUUAUGUAUCAUUAGUUACCUUCCUUCAGUUAUAGAUGCAUAGGUAAGCACAUUUGUAAUCAAAGUUUGAAAGACUGGUCUACCUAGACUCCUAAUACCUACCUGCAGGUAGGGUUGAUAAAAAAAUCAAACUUGACACUAAAUAAAGAUGGUUGUUUUUGCAUUUUCUCAGGUUUAUGAAGGUGUGGCCAAGAUGGGUUUUAUUCCCCCUCAAGUUCUUGCAGAUCAUGAUGUAAUCUUAACAACAUAUUCAACUCUGAGAUCAGAUUUUUAUCACUUAGGAUCUAAGCAUGGUCAGUGAAAAACAAGCUGUAGUUUUCAAAAAUUUUUUAAAUGAACUGUCUUGGUUUGGUCACAACUUUUUUCAAGUUUACCUUUAAGUGUUCAUUUUUCAGGAACUGGUGGGCGGUCUAUGCGAUACGAGAAACGGUAUGUGGCAUUACCAAGCCCUCUCACGGCUGUCGUGUUUUGGCGGAUUUGUCUUGAUGAAGCUCAAAUGGUGGAGAGCACAACGGCUAAGGUUUGGUGUUAACUCCUCACUCCUAAGAUCUCUUUAGUAAUUCUCCUUACUGUCUGCCAUACAUUAUUCUUAUGAUGAUGGUUCAGAAUUUGGUUUGGAUCAACUGAUAAUGCAUUGAUCAAUACAAACUCUUCUUGCACACUUGAUCACACAUCCACACACAAGCUCUCUUGGUCACAUGAACCAAGUUCCUGCAUUGCAGAUACCAUGCAAACACUACUGACAGUUCCCUUGUGGACAAUUCCUAUGAUCUCAUUUUUUUAAAACCAUACAUCUUUAAUUUUUUCUCAGUGUCUUAAAAAUUCUUUAUUUGUGACAGCUCCUUUAAACCUUUUUGCAGAAAGUGCAAUGUGUUGUUUUUGACAAAGUUGAAUUAUUGAUUUUGUAGGCAGCUGAAGUGGCUUUAUGUUUACACAGUGUACACAAGUGGUGUGUCACAGGAACACCAAUACAGAAAGGACUUGAAGGUGAUGCUGGGUUGUGUGUAUGUCUUUAACCCUUUACACCCUAACAUCAGUAGGUAUAUUCUCCGUACUGUUCUCUGUAUAUUUCCUUAGGCACUGGCAAGGAGAAUUUGUUCAACCAUCAAGGGCUUCUUUAGUUGGUGAUCAUUUCCUUUAUUCAAGAUUGUGACCCUACUAAUUGAUCCAGAGGUGAUAUUGUAAGGAGAAGUUAGAAGCUAAUCAAAGGGUUAAUGAUCAGCAAUUAGUGGGGGAAAAGUUGGCUUAGGGUUAAAAAAUUUUCGACUAAAUUGAUUGGCCUGGCCAGAAUAAUGUUUUGUGUUCUUCACAGAGUGCUUCUCUCCAGUUAGGAGUAUAAAAGGGUUCCAGUGAAUUGGAAAGCCUGAUGAAAUGCAGGGGGGUAACCUUGCAAUGGACUGGCAUCCCAUCUAGGGGGGAGAAGUGGUAAUCUUAGUUGCUUUAUGUUAAGGAAACCAGGAUAAGCUUAGGCUGGGUGGACCACCUGGGUUGAGUAAAAACUUUGUCUUACUUGUGUUAAACAUACAGCUCUGCUUGGGCUUUAGAGUUUUGAGUGAAAAUGAAGAAGCCAGAAUUUUAAACCCAGGCUUCCUACAGAGUAAAAUAAAGGGGUAAGUUUCUAAAGAAAUCAUUGGUGGGAGAGUCUAACAGAGUAAUUUAGUAUUAUCAACUGAGUUGAUAGAGUAAUUUGGCUAUGGUAAAGAGUUUCAAAGCUGAUGUUUUGAGGGUUAGUCCUUUGUCAACGAGAAUGGCAAAGGGCUAACACUUGAGACAUCAGCUUUGAAACUCUUUACAGUGGCCAGUUUAUGUUUUAAACUCAACUCAGUUGAUAAUACUGAAUUCCUUUCUACAGAGUGCCUGAGUUAUGAAAGAUGCUCUUUCAUUUUAUGUAGAUAUUUAUGGUCUGCUGUUGUUUCUUGGGGUGGAUCCUUACUGUCAUCAAAAAUGGUGGAAGAGCUUACUGUUUGAGCCAUACAGGAAUGGAGAUAAACAGCCUCUGUAUGAGCUUUUAGCCAAGAUCUUGUGGCGAAGUGUAAAGAAGGAUGUUGUCCAUGAGGUGCUGUUUAAUAAAGUUUUUGUUUGUGUCAUCUAGAGAAAGAGAGGUGCUAAUGCAAUUAAAUUCUUCACUUUUUCACCAAAUCCUGAAAUGAGUCCCCAAAUUGACAACUAGGUUACUUUAUUACACCUCACCUAGGGAUACCAGUAUAUAAUGAAAAUUACGGUUUGUAAAGAUAAAUCUGAGGCAAACUUCCUCUCAAUAAGUUUUCAAAAAAGCAGCACAUGCAUGAAGUCUACCACCAGAUGCCAUCUUGUUUCCUGAACAAAGUUUGGAGUGACUCUAAACUUUGUUCAUGUUUUUUUUUAUUAAGUAAACCAAGAAAUAUUUUUAAGAUGAGCACACUUUAUCUUUAAGUUAAGUCACUGUAGUAACAUGCAAUCCUGUUGUUAGAAUAAUUUUGGUUUCAGACAGGUUGUAGGUGAAAUACCUACAGGUGUGUUGGGGGUGGGCUGGAAGGUCCAGUCCCUUUGAACUCUUACCCCUGGAUCUACCCCUGCUGAAGUCUGGAGGCUCACACCACACUGUUUACACCUUCUUUCAUAGAUUCAACUACCAGAGCAGGAUGAGAAAGUAAAAUGGCUGACAUUUUCCCCUGUAGAGCAACAUUUCUAUCAUCGUCAGCAUGAAGAAUGUGCAAACACUGCAAUGAAGGUUUUUAUUUUACAACAUUUUUGUGUGCUGCUCUAUCCUUUAGUAAUAGUUUAGCCACCUCUUUCAGCAAGAUAAAAAAUCAGUAAAGAUUUUGUAGAAGAAGAAUGCUCCUGAAACCUUAUAAUUGUAUAAUAGUUGUUUUGAUAAUAUUAUCAUUUUCACUACUGCUUAAUUAGUGUUCAUUAUUGUAAAGAUUGUUCUGAUAUCCAUCCCUUAAUCUGCAGUUCGCAUUAUGAUUUUCAUAUGUUCACAAUCAUAGAUUCAUCACUUUACAGGUUUAUUGCAAACCAACAUUACAAUAAAAAGCUUUUGAUGUUUUUUUUUAACCUCUUAACUGCCAUGAGUGACCAAAACAGACUUUCUCCUUACUAUAUCUAUACAAUAUCAUGCAGACAAGUGAUGAGAAUAGUGAAAAAUAUCAAUUAUGGGAUUACUAAUUGAUCCAAUACCAAAUUCUUCAAACUAACAUAAUGAGAAUCAUUUGGCAGACUGUAAGGGGAAUUGCUAAUGAGAUCUUGGGAGUUAAAGGAUUAAAAAGGAACAGUAGCAGAAAAUGUAAAAGUAACAAAUACAAGAAUAUAUUUUUGUAAUAAUCAUGUUUCUUAGAAGAUGUUAAACUCGAACAGUGUUUUUACUGAAAUAUAAUAGAGGUGCUUAUGGUAUCAGAGUGGUUGUAUAGGCCAUUUUACAGUGGUGUACAUGGCUGCCAAGCCUUUGAUUUAGAGUGAGGCUGAAGGUGACCUUGUUGUGAUAGAGACCAGUAUCUACUUAGUUACCAUGAUAACAAAGUAAUUUACAUUAGAAAAGCAGCAAGGUUUGUAUCAUAACAAGGUCAUCCUUAGCCUCCCUCCUGUUGAAAGGCUGGGCAACCUAACACACAACUGUAAAAUAGACUAUUAUGCAAUACAAGCACUUUUUUAGAAUAGUGGGGCUCUUAAUAUUAACAAGAACAAAGUGGAGGGAGGCGCUUAUUGGAGAGGGGUUACUUAUUGGAACAAGGGUGCUAAAUUGAAUCAUUACACCAACCAGCUUUCAUUUACACUCCCUUUGGGAAUGGAUUACUACUGAUUUCUUUGUCCUCUUUAUCUCCAGAUGCUGAGUCACUGGGAGAAAAGAGAUACAAUGCUGAGUGCUAUUGACAGAAACACCGUGCAUCAGGUACAUACACUAAAAACUGUGUGAAGGGUAGUAUGUAAGGUGGCUAUUGCAAGGGUUCUAAGCCUGUGAAUAAAAAAAAGGAGGACUUCCGUUACCAACUGGGCAAGCUCCAUAAAAGGUCAAUGCAGCUUUAAGCUGCAACACCAUGCCCAUUAUUUUGAGAUUCUGAAGAAAUAUAUGAGGUUUUUUGUGAAGUUUUGGCAACUCAUUGCAUUACUUCACCUAAAUAAGAGCAGUGAAUAAAAGGGGGUAAGUUUCUAAAGAAACUGUGGUGCUGCAUCAGUGGGAGAGUAUAACAGGGUAAUUUAGUAUUAUUGACUGAGUUAGUUAUAUAAAUUGGCCACUGUAAAGAGUUUUACAGCUGAUGUUUCAAGCGUUAGCCAUUUGUGAGAGUGAAUGGAGCUCUAGAGAAGAACAGGCAGAAGACAAGGGAGAAAUUUCUAUUAUUUUAUCACCACAUCUCUCACUAUUUCAGUUCUUAUAGUGGAGCUUGCAGAGCAUAGCCCCAUAAUUAUACAAAAUAGUAAUAACCCAUCAAGCUGAAAAAAAUUGGUUGUAUGACCGUACAACUGUACAAGGUGCUACUUUUAACAUGCGUGGUCAACUGUACCGCGGGCACGCCAACACCACGGCUUUGUCCAGUAGUCCAGUGGUCAGUGCACUGGGCUCUGAGUCAGAUGACUUGGGUUCUAGUCCUAGCCAGGGCAAGGCGUUGUGCCCUUGAGACAUGCAGGGAAAAAAAAUGUGAGCUCCGCUUUUAGGCUUGGCUAAAUCUAUAUAUUAUUCUAGACACUGUUAGCAAAUGGUUCACAUUUUAGCAGUGCUGUUGGCUUUUUUUUAAUUCCACCAAUUAAAACCUGUUUUGUUUUGUUACAGUUGUUGAACCCUUUGUUGCGGCUGCGGCAAGCAUGUUGUCAUCCACAAGCAGUGAGAGGAGGCUUCCUGUCCCUGCAAAAGAGGUAAAUUUUAAAGCAUCUCUGUAUGUUGUUGCAAAACUGAAUCACCUAUAAAUAACACUAUAUGAUAUCUCAUUAUCUAAUAAUAUCCUAAUAAUACCUAAUAACAUCCUAACAACAUCCUUAUAACACCCUAAUAACAUUUCUAAUAAAAUUUUAAUAACAUCUUAAUAACUUUCUAAUAACUUCCUAAUAACAUUCAUAUUAAUGCUUAACAAGAAGGUAAUAUUAUUUCUUUAAGAUUUUUAUUUUGAUUAUUUUGUAGCACUCUUACCAUGGAUAAACUGCUUGAAAGUUUGAUAUCCAAAGCAAAGUUGGAAUGUGAAGAAGCACAUCGACAGCUCUUGUUUGCUUUUAAUGGUUUGUACAUGAUAUCUUUAGGGAGGCGCGGUGGCCUCAUGGUUAGUGUGCUCAACCCCAGAUUGGAUGUUCCUGGUUCGAGCCCUGGCUGGGGUCAAGACACUUUACUCUCACAGUGCUUCUCUUCACCCAGGUGUACAAAUGGGUACCAGCGAAUGUGCUGGGGGUAACCCUGCGAUGGACUAGCAUCCCAUCCAGGGGGGAGUAACAUCAUGCUAAGAAAACUGGAGUUAAGCACUGGCCCCAUGGGCCACUUGGGCCUGUAUAACAGCUAACUUACAUGAUAUCUUGGAUUUUCACAAAAGCAUGUUUUUUACUCUCUGCCGCUUAUAUUACAUCAUGUUUGUAUGUGUCUGAGUUAAUAUAACAUUGAAAUAAAUUACUUUUGCUCUCCAGGUCUUGCUGGCAUUCACAUUUUAAAAGAAGAGGUUAGUUUAUUCAAUAUUUUUGCAAAGCUAUAACAGAAGUGAAAACAUUUACUUAACCCUUUAACUCCCAAGAUCUCAUUAGUAAUUCUCCUUACAGUCUGCCAAAUGAUUCUCAUUAUGUUAGUUUGGAGAAUUUGGUAUCAGAUCAAUUGGUAAUCCCAUAAUUGAUAUUUUUCUUUAUUCUCAUCACUUGUCUGCAUGAUAUUGCAUAGAUGUGGUAAGGAGAAAUUCUGUCAUGGUCACUCAUGGGAGUGAAAGGGUUAAAAAAAACAAUUUAUGGCAGAUCAGUGUGAUGGUGUUGAAAUUAGCUUUUGUGCCAAUGGAUUUUAAACUGUCUGAACUCCAUCAAAUUGAAUUUUCAUAAUAAUGUUGAGUACUACUUACUUGAUAAUUGAAUAGUCUCUCCUCUAUAGGGAUACAAACAAAUUGGAAACAAAUGUUGCAAUUAAACUUUUUGUUUUAAAAAAUUCCAACUGUUGGGAGGCAAACAAGCCUGCUGGUAUGAUUGAUUUGUCCCUCAAAGUUGUUAAGUUUUAGAGCUCACUUAUUGUGUAUUCAACACUGGAAAAUGGGGUUUAAUUCUGAUAAGAUGAAACAAUAAUACUGUGUUUAGUGUAUUAUUAGUAAAGUCUGGUCUAAUCUGAAGCAUGGGAAGAUGUUUUUGUCCUUGGUGGAAGACAUCAUGUCAGAACAAAUCCAGUGACAAGCAGGUUAGUCUUCCUCGCAACUAUUGUUUGUGUGUUCACCCAAGGCUUUCCUCCCCACAAAGCCUUGUAUGACUACAAAGACAACGGCUGCAAGGAAGACUAGGUGUCGGGCUUGACCCAGCACCCCCCAUUGUAAGUCCAGAGCUAUAACCACCAACCCAGGCUGCCUAGUUUGUUAAUUUCUUGAUGUGAAAGCCCCUUUUUUCUAUUUUCCAGUGGCCAGAAGCUGUUGAAAUGUACAGGGAGGCAACAAGAUCUUGGACAGAACAUGAAGAAACCUUCAGAACAGAUGCACUACAGGUGAGGUGGGCCCAUAACUGUACAUACCCCAGAAUGAGCAGGUGUCAGAUUUUUCCUUCCCAUUUGUUGUCAAAUGUUUUAUCAGUUGUGUUUGGUUGAAAUAGGUAGCCUAAGAUACUUUCUGAACUAACAUUCUGUUAAAAAGCAGAAUGAACCAGAUAAGAUAUAUAAGUGUAUUAUAACUGGAGAUUGUCUUGCAAUGUUUGGAGAACAUCUUUUGGGUGGAAAGAUGCUAGAGAGCAGUGAUAAAACCUUAAAGGAAAGUGAUUUAGAAGAAAUGUCAGCCAAAUUUGGAAACAGAUUAUUAUUCUGCAAUUAAACCAACAUACCAUCGUAGGCCACUGGAAUAGGCAGAAUUUGCCUGGGUAUUACAGGACAACAGUACAAAUGGAAAACAGGGCUACAAAAUGGGCACUUUGAAUGAUUAAAACAUUAAUUUUUUCUUUUUAUUUUUGUUGGCCGUCAUAGAAAUGAAAUAGUUUUUUUUUGUUUUAUUUUCAUCUUUUGUGCACACAUUAUGUGAUCCUUGUGGAGUCAAGAUGAGGCCAUAGGAUUUAUUUCCACAUCUAGAAACCAAAAUACCAGAAAUUAGUGUAAUAGUAAAACCCUUAUUUGCUGGUUUAAAAUAAAAUACAAACUGAAUUUUUCCUUAUUGCUUGUAAAACUUUUCAAGAUACAUGUACUGUAAUAUUCCUCGCAUCAUCUCUGGUACUGAGUGAUGUCUACUUCCAGUUGUCUGGUCAAAUCCUGAGGUGAUCUUGUUAUUUUCACAUAGAAAUUACACACCUUGUUCAACUUGUCAGAUGUUCUCAGUCAGCAGCACCCAGGCUGUUCACAUACCUUGCGAGAUGACAAAUUGCCAGAUGACGUGAGUAGUAAAGAAUAUAUUUGUUAUAAGAUGUGGUGUGGACUUUCUCUGUAAAUGUGAAUGAAAGUGAUCCUCGCAGUAAUGUGCACGACUUAGGCAGUAGUGAAAGUAACUUUCAUUCAUGUCUUUAUCCGCCGUUCAAAUAUAUGACUUUCAUAUAUUCUUAACCGUUUAUUCAUCACUUCACGGGUUUAUUUAGAAUCAACGUCAUAACCAGCUCCCAGUUGGCUUGUUAGCUCAGUUAGUAGAGCGCUGCACCGGUAUCGCAGAGGUCAUGGGUUCAAAUCCCGUACAGGCCUGAAUUUUUUUCAGGCCUUAUUUUCACUACUGCCUAAGUAGUGCACAUUACUGCGAGGAUCACUUUCAUUCACGUCCUUAUCCGCAGUUCAAAUAUAUGACUUUCAUAUAUUCUUAACCGUUUUCUCUGUAAAUGUUGGAUGGAUGAAUAAGAAGAUGAUCCUUGUACGAUCUCAUUUUUAGGUAAAGGAACUUAAGAAUGCAUACACAACAAGAGUGAAUCUACAGGUGGACAGCGCCAAACAAAACCUUGAUGCUGCUCAGUCAAGCCAUGCUGAGAUAAGACAAAAAGUAAUUCACUGCACACAUCCUGUACUGUGUUCACUCUGCACCCUUUACAGUCCCUAACAUCAGUAUGCAUAUUCUCCAUACUGUUCUCUAUAAAUUUCCCAGAGUGCCUAGAAGGAGAAUUUGUCUAAUAAUCAACGGCUUCUUUAGUUCGUGAUCAUUCCCUUCAUCCACAUGAGCUUAGUGAGUGAUUCUGGGGUAAUACUUUUGGGAGAAUUAGAUGCUCAUCACUCUUAAGGAAUAAAGAGUUUCUGUUUUUCUGAGCUUUUAUCAACUUGUUAUCUUUUUCAUAGUUUCGAAAUAAUUCAAGUAAUUCUUGGUUUCUUUUAAACUAAUUGUAAAGAUAAAUUUCCAUCAAUAGUCAAAUACUAGAGUUUUUUUUUCUUUAUUCACGGACUGGUUCUUUAGAAUAUUCUUAUAAAAACAAUGAUAUAAUUUGUGGGUAAUAAUUCACGCACUUGUGAAAUAAUUAAUAUGCAGGUUGAUAUGCAGUCUCCUUGGUGGGUUGAAGCUCUUCAUUCUGUGGCAGAAAGAGGACUUGAUACUGACCUAUGUCAAAGAGUCCAAGAUGAAUUGUCAUCCACUGACAUGGAUCUGGGUUCUAUUGGAAGGUAUGGUAUGAAUCGUCUUAUUCAAGAUUCGAUGAAAGAGGAUCGAGGAUCGAGGAUGAAGGAUAGAGGAUCGUGGAUCGAGGUUCGAAUAUCGGGGACGGAGGAUCGAGUAUCGAGGAUGAAGGAUCGAGGAAAAAGGAUCGAGGAUGAAGUUUGGGGAUCGAGGAUCGAGGUUUGGGGUUCGAGGAUCGAGGUUCGAGGAUCGAGGUUCGAGGUUCGAGGUUCGAGGUUCGAGGUUCGAGGUUCGAGGUUCGAGGUUCGAGGUUCGAGGUUCGAGGUUCGAGGUUCGAGGUUCGAGGUUCGAGGAUCGAGGUUUGGGGUUCGAGGAUCGAGGAUCGAGGAUCGAGGAUCGAGGAUCGAGGAUCGAGGUUCGAGGAUCUGGACGCCCGAAGAACUUUUCAAGGAUCUUGAUCCGCAGUUUCGUCUUAAUUCUCUCACGCAAAAAACAAUAGCGAUAGACAAAGGGCUUGAUACAAUGCUCCUCUUUUGACACACACGCAGUACGCACAAAUGCCGAUAUUUUCAUAUCACACACUGUAAAAGUAUAUGAUAUUAGUUUUGUACAAGUUUGAAUGAAUCGUAUUAAUGUGUAAUCUUUUUGCUACAGAUUUAAGGACCUUCAUGGACUACAGUAUAUUGUUUCCUCCAAGUUAGAAUUGAUUGAGGUAUGCGGAAGUAAGAAAUAUUUAGUUAUUGAGACAUCAAUUCUCUUUAAUUCUAAUUUGUUGAGCCUAAGAAUUUGAGUGUUUUUUUAGGGCAAUUUUUUAGCCAGCCAGCCAGAGGCAGACAGAUGCACAGUUAGUCCAUCAGUCAGCUAGAUAGACAGUCUGACCGUCAGACGGACAGACAGACUGACUGGCUGACUGUCUGACGGAUCGAGAAAUGACUGGCUGACUGACUGAAUGAAAGUGAGACAGAUAAACAGGCAGAGAAAAAUAACCACUCGAUUUUGAGAGGUUUUAGUUUUGAGUUUUCAUCCAUCUUUUCAUUGCAGUCUACUCAUAAUAACUUGUUAGUAUCCCUGGACAAGCUUGGUGUGCCUGCAACGCCGCAGAUGGUAUUGGCUAGUGCUGAGUGUUGUUUGAGGCCAGCUCAGAAUAGCACUGCUGAAAGGUUUGUUAUGAUAAUGUUGGUGACCUUGACUGUGGCGAUGACGAUGAUGAUAACUAUAACAAUCACGGUCACGAUGACAGGCACGACGACGAUGACGAUGGCGAUAACGAUGACGAUGACGAUGACGAUGACGAUGACGAUGACGAUGACGAUGACGAUAACGAUAACGAUAACGAUAACGAUGACGAUGACGUUGACGAUGACGAUGAUGAUGACGAUGACGAUGAUGAUAGCAGUAGUGACGACGAUGACGAACACGACGCCGAUCAAGAUGACGAUUUUUUUAGGCUUAGGCUAUCUCUACAGGUGCCAGGAAACAACAAGUUGUGUAAAGUUACCUGCAGAAAGGAUUAAAUGUGUAUCACAUAUUUUCUCUGCAGGUGCGCCUUUUGUCAGGUGGAUGAUAUUUUUACAGAAUAUGAAUCACGAAUAUUUGGCCAUCAAGGAAUGAAGGGCGUCGAUGAGCAUAAGUAGGUAUUCAUGUUUAUAGCAAGUCUUCAAUUCUCCUAACUGGUCUCUGUGACUUUCUGUCACCGUUAGUUAUGAGAAUCUACAGGUAAAUCAACGUAAUGUUUGCGUGCUAUUUUUAUUCGAAGUUCUCAGACUGACGACACACUUGAUUGGCAUCGCCAUGGCAACACGGGAGGAUUACGCGCGGAGUCUGAGGUUGAGAAGGUCCUAAAAGUGAUACAUAACUUUAUCAAGACUCACAGUACGUUAUUACUUUCACUCAGUCUUUUUGUCCGUAUUGUUCAAGUUGUCACACAACACCUCUCCCUCUUUCGCGUGACGUGUCACAGCCUAAGGUCACGCAAUUGUUGUUAAAAGUGACGAGUCGCGAACCUUAUUCUCUUACGUGGUGAUGCAACGAAAAGUUAAAGUAUUGCGCGUAUUACAUAUCACGACCUAAGUUACCUAUGUUAAGGCAUUCUGCAAGUGGUCACACAACUGUGGUUGAGAUUUACUUGACGGGGCACCACUCAAUGACAUUUUUCGUCGUCUUUACAAAUGUUAUUUAGGUGCUCACGCAACUGUACACGAAUUGAAUAACCUUUUGUCUUUACAGAAACUGGGUCAACUGCACAUCUGCAACAAGAGGGUCGCUUGCACUUGAGCUUAAUUGAUGGUCUGAGAAAAGAAUUUAAGGUUAGCAUUUAGGAACCGACGCUUACACUUUGUACGUACGCCUAACCCUUUACGUCUUAUCAUCAUAUUACCAUUUUGCAUACUCUCCAGACUGUUUCUAAAAUUCUCUAAGGCGCUGACAAGGAAAAUCUGUUCAGUUUGCUUCGAUCAGCCGUGGUAUUACUUAGUUUUGAGUUUAGUUAAGUUUACUUGGUUUAGUUUUUAUGCUGAGAUAAAUUGAAUGCUCUUUGUUUCCUAUUUUUCUAGUUUCUGAGAGCUCUGUGGUUUGCUCUGCGAGAGCGUAUCUCUUGUCUUGACGAAUUGGACAUGUGUACAACUCGCCUUAGGCUUUUGCUGCCAGGAGAACCCGUCACAGAUGAUAUCCACGUGAUUCAUCCUUUACAGGUACUUAAACAUUUCUAUUUGAAACCAACGGGGGGGACAUAUUGGACACUAAUGUCCGAUUUUGAAUUUUGGACACUAAUGUCCGAUUUUGGAUUUUGGACACUAAUGUCCGAAUUUGGAUUUUGGACACCAAUGUCCGAUUUUGGAUUUUGGACACUAGUGUCAGAUAUUCGGAUUUUGGAUACCAGUGUCCGAUUUUGUAUUUGGACACUAGAGUCCGAUUUUGGGUGGUCGAGUCUAAAAGUUAUUCAGAAUGGAUACGAAUCUGUAGCUCUAUUAGCAACUAAUUGGAUUAUGUUUUUUCUUUUGAAGAUAGAGCAACAGCGCCUUAAGUUCAUGUCCGACAGAGUUGUUGCACAAACUGAGUUGAGGAAGAAGCUCGGUCAACUUCUUUAUCUCAAAAAUUUGGCGAAGGUAAGUUUUCUGAUCAGAUUUCGUGGAGGUUCUCUUAAAGAAAAGAAGGUCUGGCUAGAGUGAGCUAAAUUUCAAGCAACAUAUUCAAAAUAUUUAUUUGCUCUAUUUUCAGACCCAAACCAGUCAUGACGGAAAGAACCCGGAACCAUGUCCAGUUUGCACCAAACUGCUAGGAGUCCAGGCAAGUAACUAAAAACGACCCUUCUCCUCAUGGUCCUUUUCGACUUAUUUAGGACUUUCUGUUUGUUUUUGUUCUUUCAGUGGAGCGUUUUCUCAUGUGGACAUUGCAUUUGCUGUCGGUGCUCCUGGGUACUCUUGCGGCAGGCUGGAAUUGGUCCCCGACAUAGGAACGUACACGUGAAGUGUCCGAUGUGCCGGAUACCUACUCUUGCGCAAGAAAUUUCCUACGUCAGCACCGGAAGGAGUCAGGACAAAGAUACAGAGGAGAAUGUCACUGUCAAGGUGGUUUGAGCUUCAUUGUUUAGAUAUAAAAAAAAAAACUAAUUCUCAUCUGUAAUUGUCAUCGCUUUCUUUCGGAACAAGUGCUAAGAAAUGAGUGAUUUAUCAGAUCAACAUGGCUCUAUCGUCUCAAAAAAUUGAAACACAACUUAAAUCGCUCUUCGAUUUACCUUCGUAAUGCCAAUAGCUCUGCGCCAAUCACAAUAAAUAAAUUGUCACGAGCAGCCAAAGAGAGCUCAAAGUUGAAUCAAGAAAACUGCUUGAAGCGCGGAAAAACGUCGUUGACCAAGUCACGGUUGCUCUUAAUUUUGAUUUGAUUGUUUGAGGAAGUGGCGCGAAUUUUCUGGACCAACCACAAAGCAAAGAAAAGAAAAACCGAAGCAAUCACGGAUAAGUUUCGGCUCUCUAUUUUGUAAUGGGUUAGAGCACUUUUCGAUUGAGAGGCCUAACACUUUAACCAAAGUUAUUUCAACAGUCAACCAGAAGAAAGAAUACUACCUUUAAAAGCUAAUUAGAAUUCAAAGUAAAAAAAUCAAUACCCAAACCGCCCAAAGCGCGGGAAAACGCGGGUGACCCCGUCCUGGCUGGUUUGAGCCUUACAUCUGAUUGGCUGAGGGAGUGGCGCGAGUUUUCUGGGCCAAUCACAGAGCAAGUAAAGCAAACUCCCGGAUUACUUCCUACCAUCAAUUGGAAAUUGCUCAUCCAGUUAGUCUCAAACUUUGAGUCCUUUUUGCUCCUUUAGGGAAGCCAUUCUACAAAAGUUGAAGCUGUUGUGCGCACAUUGUUGGCUAUUAAGUCGGCAGACAAUACGGCAAAGAGUCUUGUGUUUUCUACGGUGAGUUUUUGAUACUGUAUUCCUUUUAGCCCUCGUAGAAACUCCCCGAACUAUUUCAAUUGUAACUGGGCAGCGCUCGUAGACUGGGGCCAAGUCAUUAGUGCUUCAGCACAAGCGUUUCUUCGCCCUCGCGAAAGUUGUCGCCUUGAGCGAUGCGAGCCAGUGAGAAGUCUGCCAGUGGUCUGGCACUGAUGUAAUUAGUGCCAGACUCUAUGCAAACCUCUCCCUGACUCGUCUCAAUUCUCGCUGCGAGCGAAAAAACGUACGCCCUGCAGCGCUAAUUAUGAAGGCCUGCUCCAAGGCUACGUACAGGUUGUGUUAGGAACACUCUUAACUUUCACAUUCUGUGUUGAUUCUGUGAAUUUCAACUUUGUUUUGUUUUCUCUUAGUGGCAAGAGGUACUUAGUGUUUUAGCCCAAGCUUUGGACGAGAAUGGAAUCAAAUAUAAACACAUUACUGGCAGCCGACUUUUUCAGGUUGGUACCAAAAGCUGUAAGGUCUCUGCCGAUUGUCGAAGGUCAUACUUUAUAAUGUACCGCCCAUUUUUGACAAGCUUUUUACAAUAUCUGUGAAGUAGAGGGAGUCUCGAUCGAGUGUCUAUAGACCAAAGCUAAAGUAAUCACGGCAGCCAAUCAUAGUAAGGCAAAAUAUCAAAAAGAGCCAAUGAGAACGGAAAGUUAAAACAAAGUAUUCGCGUAAAGCGCGGGAAAACGCGAGUGACCAAGUCGUGAUUUGUUUGAGCUUUGCAUAUGAGUUAUUGAAAAUUUGGAGCGUUUUUAUCGACCAAUCACAAAUUUAUGCUUUUUAAGGCGUGGUUGGGAGCAGAGCUCUUUUGAGUAUGCGCAAAAAAAGCUCAUAAAAGUUGUGUGAGGCCCUCGCCUGUCUCAGUCCUGGUCUUCUUUUAUGGGUCAUGGAAAGUCAUGGAAAAUGAGUGAAAAUGAUACUCUUGAGAACAGCGAAUUAAUAUGAGUAUAAUUUCUCGACCAGAAUUCAUGGUUAAGGUUAACAAGAUCUCGGAAAAGUUCACGGAGGAUCGUGAAAUUUUAUGACUUCGAAGGAUUUCAAACCUAGAACGAGAGGCAAAAGUCUUGGCGCGCUCCACCACUUUUUGAAUUUCUUUUCAUAUAACUUUCAUUAAUCUUUCCCUCUCUCUUAUUGCACUGUUGCCUGGUGUUGAUAGAAUAGUCUCUUAUUUAGUAGAAUACUGUUUGGGGGGAGGGGAGGGAGAGGAGGAACUUUCAAGUACCUUAUCACAGAUAAAUUACAACAUUUCAGUUUAUAAUGUUAGCUUACAAUGUUGGAGGGUUGACGAUCACUUACUAAAAAGAAGCGUGCCAACCACUUUUCCCCACUCUUUGUAGUUUUAGUAAUACCAGUCUUAUUCUUUUCAGUCAAACCUUCAGACGUUCAAACAGGAUUCCUCGGUAGGCGUUCUUCUCCUGCCUCUACAAACCGGGUCUAAUGGUCUCAAUAUCAUCGAGGCGACACACGUGUUGUUAGUAGAGCCUGCGAUGAACCCCGCCCAUGAGCUACAGGCUGUGGGGCGUGUGCACAGAAUUGGACAAACUAAGUAUGUUGUUAGACUCCUUAUUAUAUACUCAACAAAAUAUCGCGUUUCUGAUUGGUCAAUGAUGAAUGCAUAAAUAGGUUAUAGAGUGCAAUAGAGGUUAUAGAGUGCAAUAUGGAGAAGUUGCCAUGGAAACACCGAUGGAGUAAUUUUGUCGAGAAUAUAAUAAAUUAAAAAAACGUGCAUUUCUGAUUUAUGGAGUUGUUUUGAAAGUUCUUAUGGCUCGUGCAAUUUUGUGUAAACAAAUUUAUCAAUGCCCAUAAAUACGCGAGAUUUCCUAUCUUACUGCUUCCUGUUUUAUUUAGUGAGAAGAUGAUUGGACGAAGUAAAAACAUCUUGUUAUGAGUUCCUUAUGGAUGUGUAAACAAAUUUUAUCAAUGUACAGCGAGAUUUCCCCUGAUUUUUAUUUAGUAGAAUUAAACUUCUUUAUAUGUCAGGCGAGGGAGACGUAGGGGCUUUACAGCUAUCGUGCUGGACUCCGGAUUGAGAGGUCUGGGGUGGAGUCAUGGCCGGGCAUUAUGAACGCCUCCCUCUCCCUUCAUGUCACAGAAACAGGGAUAAGCGCUAGCAGUGUUAGCCUUUGGCUUGAGUGCUGAGUGCUAUGUGAUGAGUUAACGUAAUUUGUCAGGGAAUUUUAUUGUUGAUUUUUUUUUACAGACCCACCCACGUGUACCGCUUUAUCAUACAAGGAACUGUCGAGUCCCGGAUGUACUCCUUACUGCAGUCUAAGCCAACGAGUUGUGUUAGGUAUCAGUUACUCUCGGUAUUUUCUUCUCCUGCAGCGUUUUCCAAUGCAGAAUUUCAUUCGUUUAUUGUUGUUAUUCUUUUUCACGUCAACUUGAAGAACAUGGCGUACAUUUAUGGGCUUAGACUUUUCAAAAGUAAAGUGUUGCAGUAAGUAAGCAAAGUUUGGAGUCUUUAAGAGAAAACUUACCUUCUAUGAAGUGUCAUGAUGCAGACAUAUUGUCAAGUGGGCGUAAACUCGACUUUCUUAGCUGAGAAAUGCAUGGAACACAGAAACGCGCACAUUCUGAACAAACCCUCGUACCCAGGCUUCCCUGGAAACUGUAAUGAAAGUUGUGACACGUGAUUCUAUCCUGCUCAACAGGACUGGAGCGCGUGACAGUGAGAAUGCCAGUCUGACGCUUAGUGACAUCGCCUCAUUGUUCACUCAAGAUGAAGAACGCGACGAGGAGCAAGGCGUGACGGGAUCGUUCCUGUUUUAUGAACCAACAGACGCCCUUUCUCCUGAUUAACAGCGCACGUUUACACUUGCUAUUGUCUUAGAAGUGUAGAUACAAGUGGUUUAUUUUUCACGCUUAAGUCAUUUUAUUGACAAGAAUAUAACUAAACAAUUCGUUAAUGUUAGAACUUGCUUUGUUGGUGCUACACCAUUUUUUAAUAGAAGAAUAUGAAGUGUUCCUUUUUAGCGAUUUCGUAAGAAUGAAGAAAGAAAAAUGCAAGUAAAUAAACAAUUUUUUUUUGAAAACUUUUCCACUUAUGUAGCAAGCGAGCAGGCCCUCGUUGUUUGUGCUUUGGUAGGACCAUUUCUUCGCCCUCAAGAAAGUACGAGGCCUCAGUUAAGCAACGCGAUUCAGCGAGAGGUAUUCAAGAAGUUUAGUGCCAGACCUCUGGCAAACCUCUUCCCGACUCGUCUCAAAUCUUCCCACGUGCGGAGGAACGCGUGUGUUGCAGCGCUAAUGAGGGAGAGCCUGUUUGACGGUUACGACUAAUGAAAAACUGAAAUCUGUCCGAUCUCCCC